UCCAUCCAUUGGCCAAGAAUGAGACUCAUUCUUGGCACCACCACCACCACCUCCUCCACCUCCUCCUCCUCCUCUAUUGUCGCACCGCCGCCGCACCAGGCCCACCACGGCCACCGCAACGGGCCCAAGCCCAAACCCAAGUCCAAACCCACACCCAGUUCCAAACACUAUAUUGCUAAGCUCUCUCCCUCCGCAACUCCUGCACCAGCACCGCCGACUGUCCAUUCUUCUCACGCGCCUCUUCUCUCCAGCCUCCGGUGGGACUAUACUUCCCAACUGAAGUACCAUGCGGACCUGGCAUCCAAGCUAGCAGAGGAUGGGAGACUUGAGGAGUUUGUGAUGAUUCUGGAGAGUGUAGUUGUUUCCGGUGGGAGUGGUUCAAAGUUUGUUUCUUUGUUGAGUUUUGAGUUGGUCUCACGUGGGAUUGUGAGGAGUCUUCUAGAUGGGAGGGUUCAUUGUGUUGUUGAGGUUUUGAAGAAAGUGGAGAAACUUGGUAUCGCUCCAUUGAAGCUGUUUGAUGGAAAUUCUUUCCAAUAUCUUAAGAAAGAGUGCAAGAAGAUUGUGGAUUGUGGUGAAUUGGAGAAAUUUGUUGACUUGAUUGACACUCUUGCAGGGUUCCGAAUUCCCAUCAAAGAACUGGGUGACUCAUACCGCAUUGUAAAGUUUUGUGUUGAUAAACGUGACACAAAUUUGGCAAUCAGAUAUGCAAGCAUACUUCCACAUGCACAUAUAUUGUUCUGUACCAUUAUCCAUGAAUUUGGAAAGAAAAGGGAUUUGGUUUCUGCUUUGACGGUAUAUGAAGCAUCCAAGAAAAACUUGAUUGGUCCUAAUAUGUACAUAUGUCGUACGAUCAUUGAUGUUUGUGGUCUCUGCUGUGACUACAUGCAAUCUAGGAGUAUUUAUGAGGAUUUACUAAGUCAGAAGAUUGCCCCGAAUAUAUAUGUGUUUAACAGUGUCAUGAAUGUGAAUGCCCAUGAUCUGAAUUUCACAUUACAAGUGUACAAGAAUAUGCAAGAGUUUGGUGUCAUGGCAGAUAUGACAUCUUACAAUAUCCUCUUGAAGGCAUGCUGUCUUGCUGGAAGGGUUGAUUUGGCACAAGAAAUAUAUAGGGAAGUAAUGCAUUUGGAAUCAAAAGGAGUGCUGAAGUUGGAUGUCUUCACAUAUAGCACAAUAGUAAAGGUUUUUGCAGAUGCAAAAUUGUGGCUAUUGGCAUUACAAAUUAAAGAAGACAUGCUAUCCGCGGGUGUUACUCCUAAUACAGUUACAUGGUCAUCAUUGAUCAAUGCUUGUGCGAAUGCUGGUCUUGUAGAGCAGGCACUUUGUUUAUUUGAUGAGAUGCUUCUGGCUGGCUGUGAACCGAAUUCACAGUGUUGCAACAUCCUUUUACAAGCUUGUGUUGAGGCUUGCCAGUAUGACAGAGCUUUUCGUCUCUUCUGGUCCUGGAAGCAAAGUUCAGCUCGGCAGACUUUUUGUGAAGAUAGCAAUGGCGAUAAUAGCAUUUUAAGUACAGAGACAAAACACAACUAUUUUGUUACUAGUACACAGAGUGUUGUAUCAAAUCCACAUCAUUUAAGCUUUUCCAAGAGGUUUCCCUUUAAACCCACAACUACGACAUACAAUAUUUUGAUGAAGGCCUGUGGUACUGAUUACUAUCAUGCAAAAGCUCUAAUGGAUGAGAUGAGAACAGCAGGUCUAUCCCCUAAUCAUAUAAGCUGGUCAAUUUUGAUCGAUACUUGUGGAGGAUUGGGCAACAUAGAAGGUGCCGUCCAGAUUUUGAAUAGUAUGCGUAAGGCUGGAAUCAAUCCUGAUGUUGUUGCAUAUACCAUAGCUAUCAAGGUUUGCGUGAAAAAUAAAAACUUGAAGUUGGCAUUUUCAUUAUUUACAGAUAUGAAACGGUAUCAGAUACAACCAAAUUUGGUAACAUAUAAUACACUUUUGAGGGCUCGAAGUAGAUAUGGUUCCUUACAUGAAGUGCAACAAUGUCUGGCUGUAUAUCAGGAUAUGAGGAAAGCAGGGUUCAAAUCCAAUGAUCACUACCUCAAGGAAUUAAUUGAGGAGUGGUGUGAAGGAGUGAUACAAAACAACAAUCAGAACCAAAGAGAGCUCACUUCAAGCAAAGGAACCAACUUAAGAUCCCAGAGCCUAUUGCUUGAAAAACUUGCAGAAAACUUGCAAAAGAGCAACGCUGAAAACCUAGCAAUUGAUCUACGGGGUCUAACAAAGGUUGAAGCACGGAUUUUUGUUCUAGCAGUUCUACGGAUGAUCAAGGAGAACCAUUCUCUAGGGAUUCCAGUCAGAGAUGACUUGUUGAUAAUCUUAGGACCCAAUAAAGUAGAUGUAAAUCCAGCCGAAAGCAAAGACUCUGAGGUGAAAGAUGCAAUAACUAAACUUUUGCAGAAUGAUUUGGGCCUCAACGUCUCGUUGGAUGGACCUAUAAUCACAAUUGAUAAAAAUGUAGAUAUGGACAAGCCUUUUGAUUCAGAUCCUAAUUCGGAAGAAAUUUUGGGAAGGAAAAGAUUACACAUGAAAUUCAAAUCUUCAACUAGGAGGCCUGCAAUUCUACAAAGGUUAAAGGUGACAAAGAAAUCACUGCACCGCUGGUUGCAGAGAAGAAUAGGUGGCACUACAAGGUAAUUAUGUUGCAUGUACAAAUGCCAAUUUUGUGUAAAAUUUUGUAUAAGUUAUAUUUGAUUUUGCUGUAACUUCUUCAGAGGAAUAUAACUAAAUAAGCCUCUAUCUAUCUAUCUAUCUAUCUGACAAAAGACAUCAGUUUAUGUCAAAUGUAAGUAGUACUCAUAACAUAAUAA
Pistacia vera is the source of this 2807-nucleotide messenger RNA. Its product is annotated as pentatricopeptide repeat-containing protein At5g02830, chloroplastic. The transcript is spliced from 12 exons. The coding region runs from base 19 to 2634 and encodes 871 amino acids. Lineage: Eukaryota; Viridiplantae; Streptophyta; Magnoliopsida; Sapindales; Anacardiaceae. Gene Ontology annotation, molecular function: protein binding. The record is from RefSeq and is a predicted model, not a curated record.